AUGACCUCCCGAGCGAUGGAAAGUACCCCAACUCUAGUUGUCGCCAAUGACAGCAAGAGAAGCACUGCUAUUCAGGAUGAUACCAUCUCAGAGAAGACCCUUACGCUAGCUAUUGUUUCCUUGAAUGUCCCUGGAACAACUACAAAUCCAUCUCCUCUACAGAACCAGGAUGCCCACCGAGAUUCUACCCUUUCGUUAGGACAUUCGUCAACACAACCGAAAGAAUUUGAGGACGGCCCUUCAUCGAAAACUCGUGGAUGGCGCUUUUAUGGAGCCUUUGGCACGUUGUGCCUGGUUACUUUCAUCAUUGCUCUUGACUCGACCAUUAUCUGUGUUGCAUUACCAACUAUCGCAGAAGACCUCGGAGCCUCGGCUAUUGAAGCCUUCUGGUGUGGCACCAGUUUUCUCCUUGCUUCAACUGUCAUCCAACCUCCUGUCGCUUCUCUAUCUCACAUCUUCGGUCGUCGGCCGACUCUCCUUGCCUCGGUGACCAUCUUCGCGGGCGGCAGUAUAAUGGCCGCCCUCGCAAAGAACAUCGCAGUUCUGCUUGGAGGUCGAACACUUCAAGGUCUUGGCUCUGGUGGGAUUCUUGCUCUGACAUAUGUCAUCGCGACAGAUCUUGUGAGUCUCAGAGAACGAGGGAAAUGGUUCGGUCUCAUCUCUCUCAACUGGGCUAUUGGUAGCAUCCUUGGCCCCUUGAUUGGUGGCGCUCUUGUUGAAGUGUCAUGGCCUUGGCUGUUCUGGAUCAACCUACCAUUCUGUGGUGUCGCCUACAUUCUAAUUCCUAUUACCAUGCGUAUCAAGAGAAAGGAGGAUGCAUCAGUCAACACCAAAAUCAAGGAGUUUGACUGGUUUGGCACUAUCGUCUUUGUUGGAUCUCUAACAAGCUUCUUGAUCCCUCUCAGUUGGGGUGGUAUCAUGUAUGAAUGGAGCAGUCCCAGAACUGUUACUCCACUCGUCUUUGGCAUCAUUGGCCUCAUCGCCUUUGGUAUACAUAUCAAGUUCUGUAGAAGAUAUUCUCGAUGCGAUCCCCUUCUCCGACCCAGUCUGUUCACCUCCCUUACGGCCCUCUCCGCUUACUUCGCCACCAUCAUUCAUGGUAUCAUCGUAUGGUGUUUAGUCUACUAUGUCCCCUUAUACCAUGAAAUCAGGGGCUCGUCGCCGAUCUCUGCAGGCGUCGCUAUCCUGCCAUUCACCGGUACAGUCGCACCAGCUGCUGUCGUGGUCGGUCUUUUGAUUGCCAAGACAGGCACUUAUAGACCUUUCAUCUGGGCUGGAUGGGUUCUUGUACCCUUAGGUAUGGGUCUGAUGAUGCUCCUUGAUCAAGACACAAAAGCCUUCCGCUGGGUUCUCAUCUAUCUUACCGGAGGACUGGGCUUAGGCAUUCUCUACUCGGCCCAAGCCUUUGCUGCUCAGGCCGCUGCCUCCAACUCCGACUUGCCAUUUGCCGCCAGCCUGUAUGCCUUUUGUCGCUCUCUCGGUCAAGGCAUUGGAGUCGCUGUUGGCGGGGUCACAUUCCAAAAUGAGUUCCACAAGCAAAUCGAGAAGAGUGCAGAUUUCUCCUCCAAGGCCGAUGAAUGGGCCAAAGAUGCAUCCGCGCUGGUUCAGAUCAUCAAGAAGUCUCCUGAUAGUAUGCAGUUGAUGAAAGAUACCAUCGUUGAUGGUUACAUCAUGGGUCUACGAACAGUCUGGAUGGUUUUGACCCUGGUGGCUUGUGUUGCACUCGUGGUGUCACUUGCAUGUGUCAAGGCAAAGAGCCUGGAUCGUAAGUUUGAGACUGAGCACGCAUUGGACCAUGGCGGCAAGUCGACGCCAGAGAUAGACGUCUGA
Fusarium coffeatum is the source of this 1830-nucleotide messenger RNA. RefSeq lists its product as uncharacterized. Bases 1 to 1830 code for a protein of 609 amino acids. The transcript is spliced from 3 exons. The record is from RefSeq and is a predicted model, not a curated record. Lineage: Eukaryota; Fungi; Ascomycota; Sordariomycetes; Hypocreales; Nectriaceae. Gene Ontology annotation, molecular function: transmembrane transporter activity. Gene Ontology annotation, biological process: transmembrane transport.